Molecule: messenger RNA, 2247 nt
Organism: Penicillium malachiteum
Lineage: Eukaryota; Fungi; Ascomycota; Eurotiomycetes; Eurotiales; Aspergillaceae
Exons: 1
Coding region: 1-2247 (748 amino acids)
Source: RefSeq, a predicted model, not a curated record
AUGGUUAUCGCACUUCCUGCCCCAGAUUCCAGAAUGGUUGCAGAAAAGCCUGUUCUGGUCAAGAAUACCGAUUACAUUGAUGGCAAGAGCAAUGGCCACAGCAAUGUGCACCACAACGGCGACAGCAAUGGCCACGGUAGCCACGGGAAUGGCACAAUUGUUCUCCACGGAAAGCCUGCUCCUGUGAUGCCCAGAAUUCCUCCACCUCGUCUCGUCGAGCCGGACACUAUCGCUGCUCUGGCUGAUAGAUUCAGCCUGGACAACUUCAUCAACAAGCAUGAGAUCCACCAGCGAGAGCUUACCAAGAUCGACGACAUUGACACCACAAUGAUCCGAGAUGAUCGUUUCUUCUCCACUGUUACCAACAUUGACUUCAAGCACGUUCACCACUGGGGCGUUGUCAUGAAGGCUCGCGAUAACAUCUCAUCCCACCUCCAAGUCGCCAUCGCUGAAAGUGAUAAACUUCUCGAAACCCUCACUAAGGUUAUUGAGAAACUCGAUAUUGCCGAGCAUGAUCGGGCUGUGGCCUUUGCCAAGUUCGAGGCUGCUGAGAAGCGUCGCAUGGAAAUCGAGCAUCAGCUGAAGAUCGCCAACUGCGAGCUGGGCUCUGCCCGCUUCCGAAUGAUCGAGCUGGCUGAGGAGCGCGAUGAUAUGAUUGCCAAGGCUGAGGUUUCGCAAAAAGUCCUGCACAUCAGGGACAAGCAGCUGUCAGCCCUCCAAACCGAAGUCUCCGACCUCCAGACUAAGGUGAUUAAUCUGACCGCCCUGCUUGCUGCUGCUGUCGAGGGUGCUCGGGAUGCUCGACACGAACUCAACCUCGCCAAGAUGGAGAUUCAGGUGAUGCGCCAGAAGAUCGAUGCUUUGAACAAGACAAACGAAGAGCUUUCUGAGACCAAUGUUGAUAUCACCCGAAAAUUGACUGAGCUCUCAUUGAAAUUCGCCGACGUUUCUCGGGACAACAAGGGCAAGACAAAACUUCUUGACGAGGCUGAAAAGGAGCUUGCCAGACUAGUCAGCAUCAAUGAAAAGCUCCAGGAGCGUCUCAAGGUUGCUGAUGAGCACAGCACAACACUGAAAAUUGCUCUGAAGGAAGCCUUGAAGGAUCGCCAGCAGGCUGUUGACCGUGAGGAGGUCGCAAUCAAAAACCUCAAGGAUUCCGAACGCGCACGGGAUGAGGCUAUUCGGAACGAGUUGGAGUUCAGAACACGAUACUCCUCCCUCCACAUUAUCUGGGAGGACACCGACUCCACUCUCAAGCAGGUCUCUCAAGAGAGAGAUGACAUGAUGGAGGAGCGGGACCGUGCGCGUGAGCGAGCUUUCGCAGCUUGCCACCAGGUCCAGGAGAGCAUCGAAUGGGGACAGGCUCUCAACUUCAUCAACCACCAGCUUCUUGGAGAGUGGGAGAUUAUGAAGACUGAGAAGAUCACAGCUGUGAAGGCCAAGCUGGAGGCAGAGAAAGAAAAGUUCGUCGUUCGUGGUCAGAGAGAUACCGACCGUGAGACAAUUAUUCAACUGCAGGCCCAGCUGGAUGAGCUUCUCGAUGGUCACAGAACCCUCGAAAUGGACUGUGUCUUCCAGGCCAGCCAGUUCCAGCAAACCAGGGAGAAGCUUGAGGCUCAACUCAGCGACAAAGCUGACCAGCUUGAUGGCGCUCAGAUCUCCCAGCUCGGGUGGGACAAGGAGAAGGCCGAGUUGAACAAGACACUCCAAGGUGAAAAGGGUGAGCUCGCUAAGGCUACUGCCCGAAUCGCCGAGCUUGAGGCUUCGCAUACCAGCUCAGAGACUGUGCUGAAGCAGGAUAUCCAGAAACUCUCACAGACCAUCAAGGAGCUCGAGGAAGGACGCGACAGCCACGCUCAGGAAAUCCAAAAGCAAUCCGAGGAGAAGUUGCGAAUCGCCAAGCAAGAGAUUGAAAUAUCCUUCAAGGAAACCGAGCUGGGUCUCAAGAAGAACUUGGAGCAAUCGAAGCUCGGAUUCGAGGCCGAGCAGAUUUACAUCCAGGGCAUCUACUAUGCUGGCCAGCGCCUGGAGGACAACAAGCAGUUGGAUGAUGUUAAGCGGAAGGAGAUCUACACCCGAGUUGGGGGUGCAUUUGGCUCUUCUGAGGCUUUCCAUGUUGAUCAGUUCUUCCCUGAGAACUUGAAGAAGAAGCAAGUUGUUGUUCUUUACCGUCUGAAGAAGGGUGAUGAGUCCUCUCGCAUUCUGACUGCUUCGGAGGGAUCCGUGAAGUUCCCCAGCAAGAAGUAG